Calidris pugnax (ruff) is the source of this 873-nucleotide messenger RNA. RefSeq names its product coiled-coil domain-containing protein 70-like. The record is from RefSeq and is a predicted model, not a curated record. Lineage: Eukaryota; Metazoa; Chordata; Aves; Charadriiformes; Scolopacidae.
AUGGAGCAAAUAAAACAAGGUAGUGAAACACCUGCUUUCUGCUAUUCAAAGACACAGAAUAAGAACUUCCAGGCAAAAUUAUCCAAUUUCCAGAAGAAGCAUCUUUUGAAAGAAGAGAAAAGGGGAUUCAAGAAGGAAAUUAAAGCCUUCUGCAAUGCAAAUAAGAAAUUCCAUGAAGAGAUCAAAGCCUUUCAGGAGGAGACCAAAGCCUUAUGGAAGGAAAUAGAAAUCUUCAAGGAAAAGAACAAAGCUGGCGUGGAAGAGAUCAGGAUUGUUUUAGAAGAAAGCAACAGCUUCCCACAGAAGAUUAGGCUUCCAUACAAAAAAAAAAAAGUUUUCCAGGAACAAGUUGGUAGCAUUCAGGAAAAGCUUGAAGGAUUUUGGAAAACAAUGAAGGCUGCUAAGGAGGAGAUCAAGGUUCUUGAAGAAAGGAAUAAGGCUGGUCAGGUUGCAGUCAGGGCUUUCCUAAAACACAGUCAAGAUAUCCAAGAAAAGAAUAAAGCCAUUUAUGAGAAGAACAAAAUCCUGCAAGGAAAGAGUAAAGCUCUGCAGGGAAAGAACAAGGCUUUCUGGAAGGACUAUAUGGCUUCCUGGAAGAAGGACAAGAUCUUCUGGGAGGAAGAGCUGGCUAUCUCAUGCAGCAAACUGAUUCUCUGGGAAGAAUCUAUCACUUUCAGGGAGAAUGACAGGAAGAUUCAAAAGGAAAAAAGAGCUCUGUGGGAUGUAGCAGAAGCCCUGCGGGACAAGAAAUUUUCCCUCUUGAAAGAUCUAUAUAUUCCUCCAGCAGAGAAGAAAUUACCUGAAACAGAAGAGAACAAUCUGUGUCGCAAUUGUGGCUCAGCUGUGAACACUGGAAAUGAAACAUCAGAGUAA